AUGAGUAAAAAUUUAACCAAAUAUCGUUGCCACAAUUUCUACACAAACAUAUAUCCAUUUGCCUACCCAAGUUACAAUUCAAACACACAUCACUGCUAUCAUGGAAAAAUUUACCUGAAGACGUACUAUCGUUAUUGUGGAAAAUAUCUUUAUGACAUCCGAACACAUUUCUGCUUCAAAGGAAAAUCUCAUCCAUCAAGCCUCUACAGAGCAUGCGGAAACAACCUUUGCAAGAGAAAAAAGCAAUUUUGCUUCAAAGGAAAAUGUUACCUUAGAUCUUCCUUUUCCAUCUGUGGUUGGAACGUCUGUCACAAAAGAUCCGAAUUAUGUUUCAAAGGAAAGUGCUACCUUAGAAAAUACUAUGCUAUCUGUGGAUACAAUGUUUGCAACAAAGACAAAUGUUUCUUUUUCCGCAACAAGUGUUAUCUCAGAACCAAGUAUUUCAUCUGCGCUAAUCAACGUGUAUGCAAAUUUCACACCGACUUCUGCUUAAAGGGAAUCUACUACAACCAAAGAUGGUACAAGAUUUGUGGACAUCAUGUAUGCAGCCUUCACUCCCAAUUCUGCUUCAAGGGAAAAUACUACCAAACUAGCAAAUAUUUUAUUUGCCACAAUCAACGCGUAUGCAGCCGACACACACUGAUUUAUGCUUCAAGGGACAAUGCUACAACACGAGAUUGUACAGAAUCUGCGGGCACAAUAUUUGCAACUUAUACUCUCAAUUUUGGAAAUCCAAGUACUUCGUUUGUGGAAACCAACUCGUAUGCGAUCGAUACACUCAGUUUUGUCACAAAUACAACUGCUACACAUGCUGUUUGUGGAAAACGAAUCUAUGUCCAGAAGUACUACUGGUGUCAUGGAGGAUUACUUUACAAGAAAGCACUCUAUGAUUACUGUGGAAAAGCCAUCUACCACAAAACCCAAUACCUAUGCCACUGGGGAAAAGCUGUUCCAAACAAGCCAUAUUAAGAACUGUUUGAUAUUUUUUGUGUAAAGGUGUUUGUAUAAAUGUAUAUAAAAUAGAACAUUAAAUACUAAUUCUAUAUAUUUUUUGGCUCUUUUUGUAGCAACAUAAAAAAUUAGCAACAAUUGUGAAACAGCUGUACUACACUUAUACAACAAUUGUUGUUAUCAUUGAAAUGUAACUACAUUGUGUGCAUCAAUUCCUCAACCACUGAUGCAUAAUUAUUACUGACUUUAAUAGAAAUCAGCUUAACGUGUAGGGUGCAAGUAUUUAAAAGGACGGAAUAAAAGGAAUGCUGCAGAGAUUUACAAACAAGCGUUUUAGUCAUUGUUUUUAUAUUUAAAUUUGUCUAAAUAUUCUUUGUUCUAUUCAUUAAGAACUUUCAUUGAUUAGAAGCGGAUACUCUACAAAGCAGCAUUUUGUCAAGGAAAUAUGGCUCCCUAUGUCAGUAAAAUAUGAAUUUAUUAAUAUUUUUAUGUAGCCAUAUUUUGUAUGUACAAUACAAUACUGGUCUGUCAAAUUCAACAAUGAUUUCAUAGUCGUUCGGAAACAAAUGGAGGAAAGGGUGAUUGACACAAAUACAAAACAUGCUUUGCUGAUAAAGCAUUCAAAAUGGAGAUCAAGAAUGAAUCAGCUUUUUUUUAACUUUUGAAAGCAUUUCUCGUUUUAAGAUAAAGGGAUAUGUAAGUAAAGUUACAAAUAAAACAAUUAAGUUACAAUGUUUCAAUUAUAAAUGAGAAUAAUACACAAGCGUCAACUAGCUAGCUAUCAUCCAAUACAAAAAAUAUGAAUAAGAAGAAUCUUCCCUUGUCCUAGCAGCUGGGCUUGUGAUGAUUGUUGUCACG
Messenger RNA from Hydractinia symbiolongicarpus, 1809 nucleotides. RefSeq lists its product as uncharacterized. The record is from RefSeq and is a predicted model, not a curated record. Bases 1 to 969 code for a protein of 322 amino acids. The transcript has 2 exons. Lineage: Eukaryota; Metazoa; Cnidaria; Hydrozoa; Anthoathecata; Hydractiniidae.